AUGAAAGAAGAUGAAUACCAGACGAGACGAAUAAGGCCUUUAAAUCCGGCUGUUGUAAAUAAAAUUGCUGCUGGUGAGAUUAUAGAACGUCCAGAAAAUGCCGUUAAGGAAUUGUUGGAAAAUGCUUUGGAUGCUGGAAGCACGUCGAUAGAGGUCCUGUUAAAAGAUGGUGGAUUAAAACUUUUACAGAUUUCAGAUAAUGGUGCAGGGAUUCAUUAUGAUGAUUUACCUUACCUUUGUCAACGUUUUAGUACAUCAAAAUUAGAAAAGUUUGAGGAUUUGCAACAAAUCCAAACAUUCGGAUUUCGAGGUGAAGCUUUGGCAAGUAUUAGCCAUGUUGCCAAAGUGACAAUUACAACGAAACGUGAGGGAGAUUUACAUGCGUGGAGAGCGUUUUAUGUCGAUGGUAAGCUAGCUCCUGCAGCUCCUCAUAACACUUCAGCUCCUCAACCUUGUGCCGGCAAACAAGGCACAGUGAUUACGGUUGAGGAACUUUUUUACAACGUACCUGGCAGAAAGGCCGCUCUGAAACAUGGUAGCGAAGAGUAUCGCCGGGUUUUGAAUCUGAUGCAGAAAUAUGCCAUUCAUUCCGAGAUGGUGUCAUUUUCUUGCAAAAAAGUUGGUGAAACUGUUGCGUCUAUUUCUCUUAGCUCUCGAUUAUCUACAAAGGACAAGAUCCGUCAUGUCUACGGGACCCUUGCUGUAAAGCAUUUGAGAGUGUUGAAAAUUCCGGAAGGAGCUAUCAAUGUAGAGAGCUUUCACGCAGAUGGUUUGGUUAGCAGCGCUGAUUACGAGGAUAAAAAAAGCAUUUUUAUUGUAUUCAUUAAUAAUCGACUCGUGGAAUCUAUUGAAUUGAAAAACGCCGUUGAUGAAACAUAUUCCAAGUUUCUACAUAAAGGCGCAUCCUACUUUGUUUAUUUAUCUCUUUCAAUGAAGCCUGAGCAAUUAGAUGUGAAUGUGCACCCUUCUAAACGAAUAGUUCACUUUCUAUACGAUCAUGAAAUAAUUGGUGCCAUAAGUGAUAAGCUAGUAGAGCUUUUGGAAAAUACAGAUGAACAACGUUCUUAUUCCAUGCAAACCACAAUUCCAAGUAUCACAAUGGUUAAAACGCCUGAACUCCUAACGCAAAAAAACAAAAAGAUAUACGAAAACAAUAUGGUACGCACAGACCCUAGGGAACAAAGUAUAAAGGCAAUGUUCUCUUCCCCCAAAAAGACUGCCACUUUGAAUUCUAAUAAACAGAAUUCACCGACUAAAGAAAUGGGUAAUGAAGGAACGCCAGCUGAGCCUUUGAUGCAUCCGUCUCCUUCAUUUGAAGGAGCACUGGAGGAAGACGCGAGGGAAAAAUCCGAAGACCAAACCGUUAUCCCUUGUGAAUUAGAAAGUAUUAGACAACUUCAGAAUGAAGUUCUGAAUUCAAUGCAUUUAUUAGCUACAAACAUUCUUUCCGAGCAUAAAUAUGUUGGGCUGGUAUGCCCGUAUAAGAGGAUUGCAGCCAUUCAGCAUAACAUCGGUUUAUAUCUAGUUGACUAUGGAAAGCUAGCUUAUUUUCUUUUCUACCAAAUUUGUCUAAGUGAAUUUGCAAAUUAUGGAAAAAUAUACAUGAAUCCUCCAAUUCCUCUUGAUAAAAUUUUAGCUAUUUCAUUUACCAAUGAGGAUCAUGAGUUUUCUGAGAAAACUAGAAAGCUUUUGAUGGCCAGGCGGGAUAUGUUAAAUGAAUAUUUUUCGGUAGAUAUAUCUGCUGAAGGGUUUCUUAGCGCUGUUCCCUGUCUAAGCAAAGGUUAUAAGCCCUUUUUGAAUAGAUUACCGUUGUUUUUGAAGGAUAUUGCACCUAACAGGAUUGACUGGCUAGAUGAACGGUCUUGUCUAGAAGGAGUCAUGAAAGCCUUGGCAAAACUUUACGUACCUCUAAGGCUAUCGCCAGAGAAUACUGCUUCUGAAGAUAUAUUAUAUAUGGAACGAAUACUGGAAGAGUUCUUCUUUCCAGAAUUUCGCCGCAGACUGAUUUGUCCCAAAGAGCUUUUUGAGCAAAUGGCUAUUUUUCAGGUGGCCAGUCUGCCACGGCUGUAUACAGUUUUUGAACGUUGUUAA
This is a messenger RNA of Schizosaccharomyces osmophilus, 2091 nucleotides long. It is a transcript of the gene mlh1, whose product is annotated as MutL family protein Mlh1. The transcript is spliced from 4 exons. The record is from RefSeq and is a predicted model, not a curated record. Gene Ontology annotation, molecular function: mismatched DNA binding; ATP-dependent DNA damage sensor activity; ATP binding. NCBI's taxonomy places the organism in Eukaryota, Fungi, Ascomycota, Schizosaccharomycetes, Schizosaccharomycetales, Schizosaccharomycetaceae. Gene Ontology annotation, biological process: mismatch repair. Bases 1 to 2091 code for a protein of 696 amino acids. Gene Ontology annotation, cellular component: MutLalpha complex.